Messenger RNA from Abrus precatorius (Indian licorice), 1065 nucleotides. Its product is annotated as adenylate isopentenyltransferase 5, chloroplastic-like. NCBI's taxonomy places the organism in Eukaryota, Viridiplantae, Streptophyta, Magnoliopsida, Fabales, Fabaceae. Gene Ontology annotation, biological process: tRNA modification; cytokinin biosynthetic process. Gene Ontology annotation, molecular function: tRNA dimethylallyltransferase activity. Gene Ontology annotation, cellular component: mitochondrion. The transcript has 3 exons. The record is from RefSeq and is a predicted model, not a curated record. The coding region runs from base 1 to 1065 and encodes 354 amino acids.
AUGACCAUUAUGUCAAAGGUGAUGUGCAGGCCAACACAACCACUGAAAAAUGUUCCCUCCAAUGGGCAAAAGCAGAACAUUAGGCAGAAAGAGAAGGUGGUGUUGGUGAUGGGAGCAACAGGAACUGGAAAGUCAAGGCUUUCCAUCGACCUAGCCAAAUCUUUUCCAGCAGAAAUCAUAAACUCGGACAAAAUGCAAGUCUACGAAGGGCUUGACAUAGUCACAAACAAAAUCACCAAAGAAGAGCAACUUGGGGUGCCACACCAUUUGCUAGGAACACACAACCCCAACUUAGAGUUUACAGCUUCUGAUUUCUGUGACAUGGCAUCACUCGCCAUCGAAUCAAUCACGGAUCGUGAGAAGCUUCCAAUAAUCGUGGGAGGCUCCAACUCCUACAUUGAAGCCUUGGUCGAUAAAUUUGGUCCAAGGUACGAUUGGUGUUGUCUUUGGGUGGACGUGUCAACGCCCGUUCUUCAUUCCUAUGUAGCACAGCGUGUUGAUCACAUGCUUAACAAGGGAAUGGUGAAUGAGUUAAGACCCUUUUUUAAUCCCAACGGGGAUUAUUCAAGGGGCAUAAGAAAAGCCAUUGGGGUACCCGAAUUUGACUCGUAUUUUCGAAGGGAAGAGUUCUCCAACAACGAAACGAGACAGAGGUUGCUCCAGGAAGCGGUUGGUGAAGUGAAGAGUAAUACGUGCAAAUUGGCAUGCAAACAAGUUGGGAGGAUUCAUAGGCUUCGAAGCGUUAAAGGGUGGAAGAUUCAUCGCGUUUGUGCCACGCCCGUGUUUCAAAAGCGUGGCCAAGAAUCAAAUCAUGCAUGGAAGAAUAUGGUGGCACAGCCUUGUGCCUCCGUAGUUGCCCAGUUUCUAUACAAUGAUGAUCAUCAUCUUCAGGGGUUGGUGGAGAGGUUGAGGAAGAUGAGGGUGCAGAGUGGGCGAGGAGUUGUUGAUGGGAGAGGAAUAAUUGGGGACCUUAUUUGGCUCUCAAUCUUUGGCACUAUUGCCAGAAAUGUUAGAGCCACUGUUACUAUAUUGAAAAUCUCCACUCUCUUCCCCAUCAGAUCCUAG